UUUUGAACUGGAAUAAGUGGAAACAUGAUCUACCGGCGGUGUGGGGUGGGAAAGGGCCGUUUCCCACACCAGCGGCGGAGACAACCCCGCAGGUGCCAGAGCGGGGGGAGACCAGCGGGCCUGUCCCUCCGCGCCCCGCUGAGGGGGACGAGGACAAAGGGGGCUGCCAGAUCCUCUCCGGCCCCCUUCGCCGGAGGAGGAGCUGCGGGGCAGGCAGCGGCAGGCUCCCCUGGCAGCCCCCGCCCCUCACAGCGCGGCUCCCGCGCUGCUCCCGGGGCGGGGCGAGGAACGACCCCGCGGUGUGGGGCGGCGCGGGCUGUUCCCGACGGGAAUGCUCGGCGGCGCGUCCGUGAGGGGCCGCGCGGGCUGCCGGCAUGUCGGGACCGCGCUGCCCAGGGUGCGCCCAGCCCUGCGCGUCGCCGCGGCUGCUGCCCUGCCUGCACUCGCUGUGCGAGCCCUGCCUGCGGCGGCUCGGGCCGCCUGCGGGAGCGCCGGGCGCCGCCCGCCCCGUCCUGUGCCCGGUGUGCGACGCCGAGCUGUCGCUGCCGGCCGGCGGCGUGGGGCAGCUCCCCCCCGACUGCCUGGCCGGGAGCCGCGCCGGGGCCGCGGCCGGGUGCGACCUCUGCGCCGACGGGGCGGCGGCCGGGCGGUGCCUGACCUGCGGCGUCCGCCUGUGCCGCUUCUGCUGCCGGGCGCACAGGAGACAGAAGAAAACGGCCUCCCAUGCUGUGACAGAGCUGGAGAACACCAAGGAUUGCAGCCAGGCUGGGAAGCCUCUCCUGUGCCCCUCCCAUCCCACAGAGGAGCUCCAGCUGUUCUGCGAGCAGUGUGACCAGCCUGUGUGCCAGGACUGUGUUCUGGGCAGACACCGUCAGCACCCCUGUGACUUCAGCAGCAAUGUCAUCCACAGGCACGGGGACACCCUGCGGGAGCUGCUGAAGGACAGCCAGCAGCACAUGGACACCCUGGAGGAUGUGCUGAGCCAGGUUGAUGAGAUGGGCAGCGCCGUCCGCAGCCGCGCAGAGACUGUGGCCGCAGAGAUCUGCCUGUUUGCCAAGGGCUACGUGAAAGCGAUUGAAGAGCACCGGGACCGGCUGCUGAAGCAGCUGGAGGACUUGAAGGUGCAGAAGGAAAACCUGCUGCACUUGCAGAAAGCGCAGCUGCAGCAGCUGCUGCUGGACAUGAGGACAGGCGUGGAGUUCACAGAGCACUUGCUGAUGAGUGGCUCAGAUGUGGAGAUCCUCGUCAGCAAAGGGGUGGUGUCCAGCCGUCUGACAAAGCUCAACAGCAUUGCUUACAGCACCCACCCCAGUGUGGAUGACAGGAUCCAGUUCUCCCCCCAUGAGAGGGCAGGGCAGUGUUGUGGCUAUGAAGUUUUUGGGGCCAUUCUCAAUAAAGUGGUUGAUCCAGCCAGAUGUACCCUGCAUGGGGAAGAUUACCACAGUGCCCGUCAGAACCAGCUGAGUGGCUUUACCCUGCUGUGCAGGGACACUACAGGGGAGCGCAUGGGACGGGGAGGAGAGGCUGUGCGGGUCACCAUCACCCACAAGGACAAGAGGGACUGGCACGGUCAGAGGGAGCUGUUCCUUCUCACUCCUCCCGGCAGACACCUGGGGCUCCUGCUUUUGUUAACACCUAAUACGUAUAAGUCAUUGCAACCCCUGUAUGACAGUCACAAGUCAGACACAGAGUUCACCAACCCCACGAACCUCUCACAGCUGAUGGAAGUAUUCCUCUUCAUGUUCUGGAGAAAGAAUCUGUGUUGUGCUUUUGUCCUUUUUCCUGUAGUUGCAAGCAUUGACAUUAACACGUUUUAAGGCUUUUUAGCAAAACCAGGAAAGGCUGCACUUGAGCUUCUCAGUAUUUCCACAAGGAAAAUGACCAACCAGAAAAAGUUACAACUGUUUCCAGACCACACUUGUCACUAAAGAACAGCCAGGCACAAAAGCAAACCCAGUUGUGGGUUAGUUGUUGAGAAAAAUAUCUACUGUUUUAUAGUAGCUGGAACCAGAUGCCAGCAUUAAUUUGUUCCAGGAACACCCAUGAUGGGAUGACCUGAUGAAAAAAAAGGGACAGGAUGCUAAAAACCCUUUGCUAUUGUUGACAAAGCACAGAGAAGCAGUGCUGGCUGCACAGAUGCUUAUCAAUAGAGCAUAAUAGUCCAAGAAUAUUGUUCCAGUGUACCUUCCUUCCAUAAGUGCACCUAUGAUGUAGGAAGCUGCAUGCCUGAGGGGUUUCAGGAUUUUUCUUGGUGGGGUGGAGGUCGCUGUGGCCACAUUAACUCCAUUUCUUGCUCUUUGUAUGCAGUUGCUACAUAGGUUGCUGAAAGCUGCCUGGCUUUGCUUUGAGGCACAACAGCUGCAGAAGAGCACGAAGUAUCACCACACAGUUCAUGACAGGAAAUUAUGUAGGCAGCUGCGUUGAUGUGAAGUGUUGGGGGUGGGGAAUACAGAUUAUAAACUGUCAUGUCAUGGGGCCCAGGAGACUAAUUAGUGGGGAUUAGCAAGAACACCUUGCUCUAUGCAGAGCUGCCUGAUAAUUGUCUGUGAAAAGCUUUCCAUCUUCCUAUGGAGCAGGCAGUUUAUCCUCCGGUAACCAGCUCAGGCUUUCUGUCUAGCACUCUGUUCACCAGGGUUCCCUGUGAAACACAAAGAGCUUCAGUAUGAAAAGGGAGAGUUUACCAUCCGGGACCUAGGACUCCUCAGCAUUGAAGGGAGGAGUCGGGGUCAGUGCUGUUGGGACAGUGGUUAAAGUGAUUCAAACCUACCCUGUUAUAUCCUGUCGUCUUAAUGCGUUUUUCUGGAGGUAACUGCUUGUUGAAGCUGUGUAUUUAACCCAUUUCUGUGAGCUCUUAUCUGAUGGGAUAAUCUGACUUGCAAGUGUGCUGUGUGUCACCUUGUGCAUUUUUGUUUUGUGGGUUGCUACAAACCCUUGCAGUGCAACUGGUUUUGUGUGACUUCCUUUGUAUGGUAAUUGCAGCUUCCAGUAGCAGGGAGGUGUGAAAGCCACUGUACUGCAGUCUAGGCCAAACUCUGGUUUACAUUUGAAACAAUUUUCUGCCAGUCACUGACUUCUUGGAUUUCUCUCCACUGUUCACAGCACAGUCAAGCCAACAGUGUGUGAUAAUGGUGAUGGGACCUACUAUAUUUCCUACAGCCCUGAGGAGCAAGGCUUGUAUGCUGUCUGCGUCUGU
Molecule: messenger RNA, 3193 nt
Organism: Parus major (Great Tit)
Lineage: Eukaryota; Metazoa; Chordata; Aves; Passeriformes; Paridae
Gene: TRIM45
Product: tripartite motif containing 45
Exons: 4
Coding region: 375-1817 (480 amino acids)
Biological process (GO): positive regulation of DNA-templated transcription
Cellular component (GO): chromatin; nucleoplasm
Molecular function (GO): zinc ion binding; protein binding; ubiquitin-protein transferase activity
Source: RefSeq, a predicted model, not a curated record